CACAAAACCGGAAGUAGUUAAAUCUCAUGUCCGGCUUUCAGUCGCUGCGACUUGUCUUCAGGCCUAGCGACAACAUGGCGGACUUGUCUCUGGACGAGCUGAUCAGGAAACGGGGGGUCAGUGUGAACCUGAAGGGCAGGUUAAACACCAGGCCAGUAUUUGGUAGUAUCAGAUCCCGAACUGGAGUCCAACAAACUUUUCUUGGCAGGCCAACAUCAAGUGUUGGUUUCCAACGGACAUUUGAUGCACGUCAAAAGAUUGGUGUUACUGAUGCCCGACAGAAAAUUGGUGUGAAAGAUGCCCGGGAGAAACUGCUUCAGAAAGAUGCCAGGUUCAAAAUUAAAGGGAAAGUACAAGAUGCCCGAGAGAUGCUCAAUUCUCGAAAACAACAAAGUGUCGAGAAGGUGGCCAAAGUUGUUGAUGCUAGAGAGAAGAUCAGCUUGAAAAGGAGUGCACCUACUGUACCUACUGCAGCCAUUAUAAACAGUGCUAUGGAAGCAGUGGUCCCUGCCAUGAAGAUAACAAAAACUAUUCAACAGAAGGCUGCAGCUCCAUCACACUCUCACCCUGCAGGUAUGAAGAUCAAUGUUGUGAAUAAUCACACACACAAACAGUGCCUGUAUGACAUGGAAGAUGAUGAAGAAACUGUAUCUCCCCUUCCUAGCAAACAAAUGAAAAUUACUACCACAAACAGCUUUCUUCAUAGUACAGUAAGAGUCUGUCUUCAUAGCUUACUCUUUUACAACCCCUUCCCCCAAGCUCCUGAUGUGCAAAUGAAUUCUGACAACUGUGUGCGUACAAUGAAUUAACAAAUUAUUGCAGCC
This is a messenger RNA of Sphaerodactylus townsendi, 824 nucleotides long. RefSeq names its product DNA polymerase delta interacting protein 3 (gene POLDIP3). Lineage: Eukaryota; Metazoa; Chordata; Lepidosauria; Squamata; Sphaerodactylidae. The coding region runs from base 27 to 809 and encodes 260 amino acids. The transcript is spliced from 4 exons. The record is from RefSeq and is a predicted model, not a curated record.